This is a messenger RNA of Nematolebias whitei (Rio pearlfish), 8032 nucleotides long. Its product is annotated as spectrin beta chain, non-erythrocytic 1. NCBI's taxonomy places the organism in Eukaryota, Metazoa, Chordata, Actinopteri, Cyprinodontiformes, Rivulidae. Gene Ontology annotation, biological process: protein localization to plasma membrane; actin cytoskeleton organization. Gene Ontology annotation, molecular function: phospholipid binding; structural constituent of cytoskeleton; actin filament binding. The coding region runs from base 63 to 7073 and encodes 2336 amino acids. The transcript has 35 exons. Gene Ontology annotation, cellular component: cortical actin cytoskeleton; plasma membrane; cell junction. The record is from RefSeq and is a predicted model, not a curated record.
GUUGUCGCCUCUCACGUGGACGUGUCCUCGCUGACGGCGAGGCGUGUGACAUCUGAUCAGCCAUGAUGACGACAGUGGCGGCGGAGUUCGACCACAUGGAGCUGCAGCAGCAGUACAGCAGCAGCGACACGGUCAACAAGCGCUGGGACGACGACUGGGACAACGAGAACAGCUCGGCCCGGCUCUUUGAGAGGUCGCGCAUCAAGGCGCUCGCAGAUGAACGAGAGGCAGUUCAGAAGAAGACCUUCACCAAGUGGGUCAACUCCCACCUAUCCAGGGUCUCCUGCAGAAUCACAGACCUCUACAUGGACCUGAGAGAUGGACGGAUGCUCAUCAAACUGCUAGAAGUUCUCUCCGGGGAGAAGCUGCCCAAGCCCACCAAAGGUCGGAUGCGGAUCCACUGCCUGGAGAAUGUGGACAAAGCUUUGCAAUUCCUCAAAGAGCAGCGGGUUCACCUGGAGAACAUGGGCUCCCACGACAUUGUGGACGGGAAUCAUCGCCUGACUCUGGGUCUGAUCUGGACCAUCAUCCUACGAUUCCAGAUUCAGGACAUCAGUGUGGAGACUGAAGACAACAAGGAGAAGCGUUCGGCCAAAGACGCUCUGCUGCUCUGGUGUCAGAUGAAGACUGCCGGGUACUCAAACGUCAAUAUCCAUAACUUCACCAGCAGCUGGAGGGAUGGGAUGGCCUUCAAUGCUCUCAUUCACAAACACAGACCUGAUUUGAUUGACUUUGAUAAACUGAAGAAGUCUAACGCUCACUACAACCUUCAGAAUGCCUUUAACCUGGCAGAGCAGCACCUAGGCCUGACCAAGCUGCUCGAUCCAGAAGACAUCAGCGUGGACCAGCCCGAUGAAAAAUCCGUCAUCACCUACGUGGUGACCUAUUAUCACUACUUCUCUAAAAUGAAGGCUCUGAAGGUAGAGGGCAAACGGAUCGGAAAGGUCCUGGACAACGCCAUCGAGACAAAGAAGAUGAUCGAGAAGUACGAGUCUCUGGCCUCAGACCUGCUGGAGUGGAUCGAGCAGACCAUCAUCAUCCUCAAUAACAGGAAGUUCUCCAACUCUCUGGUGGGGGUCCAGCAGCAACUGCAGGCUUUCAACACCUACCGGACUGUGGAGAAACCUCCAAAGUUUACAGAGAAGGGGAACCUGGAGGUCCUGCUCUUCACCAUCCAGAGUAAGAUGAGAGCCAACAACCAGAAGGUCUACAUGCCUCGUGAAGGAAAACUCAUCUCUGACAUCAACAAGGCAUGGGAGCGUCUGGAGAAGGCAGAGCAUGAAAGGGAGCUGGCCCUGAGGACGGAGCUCAUCCGUCAGGAGAAGCUGGAGCAGCUGGCCAGGCGCUUUGACAGGAAGGCAGCAAUGAGGGAGACCUGGCUCAGUGAGAACCAGAGGCUGGUAUCCCAGGACAACUUUGGCUUUGACCUCCAGGCUGUGGAGGCGGCCACCAAGAAACACGAGGCCAUUGAGACAGACAUUGCAGCAUACAAGGAGCGGGUCCAGGCUGUGGUCGCCGUGGCAAAGGAGCUGGAGGCAGAGCAUUACCAUGACAUCAAACGCAUUGCAGCCAGGAAGGACAACGUGAUCCGAUUAUGGGAGUACCUGCUGGAGCUGCUUAAGGCACGCAGACAGAGACUGGACAUGAACCUGGGUCUGCAGAGGGUCUUCCAGGAGAUGCUCUACAUCAUGGACUGGAUGGACGAGAUGAAGAUGUUGCUGCUGUCUCAAGACUAUGGAAAACAUUUGCUGGGGGUGGAGGAUCUGCUGCAGAAACAUGCCCUGGUAGAGGCCGACAUCUCCAUUCAGGCAGACCGGGUUAAGACCGUGGUCACCAACGCCAACAAGCACUCGGUCUGCGACAGCGGCUACAAGCCCUGCGACCCGCAGGUCAUCCAGGACCGGGUCGCCCACCUGGAUUUCUGCUACCAGGAGCUGACCCAGCUGGCUGCCGAGCGUCGUGCCCGCCUGGAGGAGUCUCGCCAGCUCUGGAAAUUCUUCUGGGAGAUGGCAGAGGAGGAGGGCUGGAUCAGAGAGAAGGAGCAGAUUCUGUCCUCCCUGGAGCACGGUAAGGAUCUGACGGGUGCAACGCGCCUCCUGAGCCAGCAACGCGCCCUGGAGGAUGAGAUGAGCGGGCGAGCUGGACACCUGCAGCACACGAUAGCCGAGGGUCAGGCUAUGAUUCAGGCGGGUCACUUCGGUGCAGCUAAGAUUCAGGAGCGCAUCGCAGAUCUGCAGGCUCAGUGGGUUGCACUCGAGCAGCUUGUCGCCAUGAGGAAAAGGAGUCUGGAGGAGGUUCUGGCCCUGCAUCAGUUCCAAGCCGACGCAGACGAUGUUGACGCCUGGACACUGGACGCACUGCGCAUCGUCUCCAGCGGUGAGACGGGCCACGACGAGUUUUCCACCCUGGCCCUGGUCAGGAAACACAAGGACACUGCUACAGAGGUGGCCAGCUAUCGCUCAGUCAUCGACUCGCUUCAUGAACAGGUAGCGGCACUACCUACGGAGAAGGCAGAGUCUGAGGAGGUGCACGACCGGCUGGCUGGCAUCGAGGAACGCUACAAGGAGGUGUCAGAGCUGACAAAGUUGAGGAAGCAGGCCCUGCAGGACGCGCUGGCGCUCUACAAAAUGUUCAGCGAGGUCAACGCCUGUGAGGUUUGGAUUGAUGAGAAGGAGCAGUGGCUGAACAGCAUGGAGAUCCCUGAAAAACUGGAAGACCUUGAGGUCAUACAGCACAGGUUUGAAAGUCUGGAGCCAGAGAUGAACAGCCAGGCAUCUCGUGUUGCUGUGGUGAACCAGAUUGCUCGACAGCUGGUCCACAGUGAACAUCCGAGCCAGAAGGACAUUAAGUCUCAGCAGGACAAACUCAACAACAGGUGGAGUCAGUUCCGAGACCUAGUGGACCAAAAGAAGGAGUCCCUGAACUCAGCUCUGGGUGUGCAGAACUACCACCUUGACUGCAACGAGACCAAAUCCUGGAUCAAAGAAAAAACCAAAGUCAUCGAAUCCACCCAGGAACUGGGCAACGACCUGACCGGAGUCAUGGCUCUGCAGCGCAAACUGACCGGUAUGGAGCGGGACCUGGUAGCCAUUGAGGACAAGCUGGGGGACCUGCGUGGCGAGGCCCAGCGGCUGUCAGAGGAGCACCCAGACCAGGCCCAGGCCAUUACAGGACGCCUGGCUGAGAUCAAUGCCGUCUGGAAGGAGAUGAAGAACACUCUGAAGACCCGAGAAGAGUCGCUGGGAGAGGCCCGGAAGCUUCAGCAGUUCCUGCGAGAGCUAGAUGACUUCCAGUCCUGGCUUUCCCGUACACAGACUGCCAUCGCCUCCGAGGACAUGCCCAACACGCUGGCCGAGGCUGAGAAGCUGAUGGCCCAGCACGAAGGCAUCAAGAAUGAAAUCCAGAACUACGAGGAGGACUACCAGAAGAUGCGAGACAUGGGAGAAAUGGUGACGCAGGGUCAGACAGAUGCGCAGUACAUGUUCCUGCGUCAGCGGCUGCAGGCGCUUGACACAGGCUGGAACGAGCUGCAUAAGAUGUGGGAGAACCGGCAGAACCUGCUGUCCCAGUCCCAUGCUUACCAGUUGUUCCUGAGGGACACCAGGCAAGCUGAAGCCUUUCUCAACAACCAGGAGUACGUUCUGGCUCACACAGAGAUGCUCACCACUCUGGAGGGUGCUGAGGCUGCCAUCAAGAAGCAAGAGGACUUUAUGACCACCAUGGAUGCCAAUGAGGAUAAGAUCAACGCAGUGGUGGAGGCGGGUCGUCGGCUGGCGUCUGAUGGGAACGUCAACGCCGAUCGUAUCCAGGAGAGGGUCUCCUCCAUCGACGACAGGCACAAGAAGAACAGGGAGGCUGCUGUUGAGCUGCUGAUGAGACUGAAGGACAAUAGAGACCUGCAGAAGUUCCUGCAGGACUGUCAGGAGCUGUCUCUGUGGGUCAGUGAGAAGAUGUUGACAGCGCAGGACCUGACCUAUGAUGAGGCCAGGAACCUGCACAGCAAGUGGCUGAAACACCAGGCCUUCAUGGCCGAACUGCAGUCCAAUAAGGAGUGGCUGGACAAGAUCCAGAAGGACGGGAAGCUGCUGGUGUCAGAGAAGCCGGAGACGGAGGAGGUGGUGAAGGAGAAGCUGUCAUUGCUCCACAGCAUGUGGGAGCAGCUGGAGUCCACCACUCAGACCAAAGCCCAAUGUCUGUUUGAUGCUAACAAGGCCGAGCUGUUCACGCAGAGCUGCGCUGACCUGGACAAGUGGCUGGGCGGCCUGGAGGGCCAGAUCCAAUCUGACGACUACGGCAAAGACCUGACGUCCGUCAACAUACUGCUGAAGAAACAGCAGUUGUUGGAGAACCAGGUAGAGGUGCGUCAGAGGGAGGUGGUGGAACUGCAGAGCCAUGUGAAGGCCCUUGGUCAAGAGGUGAAGGACACUGAUGAGGUGGACGGGCGGAGGCAGGUGGUGGAGAAGAAGUUCCAAGAGUUGCUGGAUCCACUGCGGCGCCGCAGAAACUUCUUGGUGGCGUCCAGAGAGGUUCACCAGUUCAACCGAGACAUUGAGGAUGAAAUCCUCUGGGCCCAGGAGAGGAUGCCUGUGGCCACAUCUUCUGACUACGGCCACAACCUGCAAACGGUUCAACUGCUGAUCAAGAAGAACCAGACGGUGCAGAAGGAAAUUCAGGGUCAUCAGCCUCGUAUCACCGACAUUCUAGAGCGCAGUCAGAGUCUUCUGCAGGACGAGUCCUCCAACAGCGAUGGGAUCCAUCAGCGUCUGUCAGACCUGCAGCAGCUGUGGAAACAGUUGAUGGAGGAAGUUGAGCGGCGCAAUGAACGGCUACAGGAGGCCCACAAAGCCCAGCAGUACUACUUUGAUGCUGCCGAGGCUGAGGCCUGGAUGAGCGAACAGGAGCUCUUCAUGAUGUCAGAGGAGAAAGCCAAGGAUGAGCAGAGUGCCGUCAACAUGCUGAAGAAGCAUCAGAUCAUGGAGCAGGCGGUCGAGGACUAUGCCGAGACUGUCCACCAGCUGUCUAAAACCAGCCGAGGACUUGUGGCCGAUGGACACCCAGAGAGUGAACGGAUCAGUAUGCGGCAAUCCAAGGUGGAUAAGCUGUACGCCGGCCUGAAGGACCUAUCCGAGGAGAGGCGGGGUAAACUGGAUGAGAGGCUCCGCCUCUUCCAGCUCAAUCGGGAGGUGGACGACCUGGAGCAAUGGAUUGCUGAGCGAGAGGUGGUUGCUGGGUCUCACGAGCUGGGUCAGGACUACGAACAUGUCACUAUGCUGCAGGAGAGAUUCCGGGAGUUUGCGCGGGACACUGGGAACAUUGGGCAGGAGCGUGUAGACACCGUCAAUCGGCUGGCAGAUGAACUUAUCAACGCCGGGCACGGUGAUGCAGCCACAGUGGCCGAGUGGAAAGACGGUCUGAACGAGGCCUGGGCCGACUUGCUGGAACUCAUCGACACCAGAACUCAGAUCCUCGCUGCCUCCUUCGAGCUCCAUAAGUUCUACCACGAUGCCAAAGAGAUCCUGGCACGCAUCGCGGACAAGCAGAAGAAGCUGCCAGAUGAGAUGGGCCGGGACCAGAACACGGUGGAGACAUUGCAAAGGAUGCACACCACCUUUGAACAUGACAUCCAGGCACUCGGAACACAGGUGAGGCAGCUUCAGGAGGAUGCCGUUCGCCUGCAGUCAGCGUACGCCGGAGAUAAGGCAGAUGACAUCCAGCGCCGGGAAAGCGAAGUGUUGGAGGCCUGGAGGAGCCUGCUGGAGGCCUGCGAUGGGCGCAGGGUCCGCCUCCUGGACACCGGGGACAAGUUCCGCUUCUUCAGCAUGGUCCGGGACCUCAUGCUCUGGAUGGAGGACGUGAUCCGGCUCAUCGAGGCCCAGGAAAAACCCCGAGAUGUUUCUUCUGUGGAGCUGCUGAUGAACAACCAUCAGGGCAUCAAGGCGGAGAUCGAUGCCCGUAACGACAGCUUCACCACCUGCAUUGAGUUGGGCAAAGCUCUGCUGGCCAGGAAACACUUUGCUUCUCCAGAGAUUAAAGACAAGCUGCUGCAGCUGACGGACAAAAGGAAGGAGAUGAUCGAUAAGUGGGAGGACCGAUGGGAGUGGCUCCGCCUCAUCCUGGAGGUGCACCAGUUCUCGAGGGAUGCCGGCGUGGCCGAGGCCUGGCUCCUGGGCCAGGAGCCGUACCUGUCCAGCAGGGAGAUGGGGCAAAGUGUGGACGAGGUGGAGAAGCUCAUCAAACGCCACGAAGCUUUUGAGAAGUCUGCCGCCACCUGGGAAGAACGCUUCUCUGCCCUGGAGAGGCUGACCACGCUGGAGCUUCUGGAGGUCCGGAGGCAACAGGAGGAGGAGGAGAAGAGGAGGAAACCACCGUCUCCUGAACCAGCUGAGGUCCAGCAGCAGCAGAGCGCCUGCACUCAAAACGGACUCGCACUGGAUCAGAACUCUCCUCAGGACGCACUGGAAGGUGACGAUCUGGUGAACGGCUUCGCUGAGCCCAGCUCCAAGGAGCCAAGCCCCACCCCCUCACCAACAUCUGGCAGGAAGACUAAGAGCCAGUCGUCUACACUGCCCGCCAAGAACCAGGACCUGACCUCGCUUCUUGAAGGCUUCCUGCAUCGUAAACAUGAGUGGGGAGGUCACAACAAAAAGGCCUCCAACAGGUCAUGGCACAACGUGUACUGCGUCAUCAGGAACCAGGAAGUGAGCUUCUACAAGGACAACAAGGCAGCUGGACAGGGCGUGGCUUAUCAUGGCGAGCCACCCGUCAGCCUGAAGGAUGCCACCUGUGAUGUGGCGUCCAACUACAAGAAGAAGAAACACGUCUUCAAACUCAGAGUCCCGGAUGGAAACGAGUAUCUGUUCCAAGCCAAAGAUGAAGAGGAGAUGAGCUCCUGGAUCCAGACCGUCCUCACCGCCGCCACAGACCACUCCCACACGGAGGGCAGCGACCCCGGCACGCCGGCCUCCGGGCGCGCUCAGACGCUGCCCGCUACCGUCACGCUCGGCGCCGAGUCCAGUCCCGGCAAGAGAGACAAAGAGAAACGCUUCAGCCUGUUCAGCAAGAAGAAACAGUAGAACCACGAGGAACCAACCAGAACCCUGACCCAGAACACCUCAGUGGAACCACCUGACACUCUGACCCAGAACACCUCACAGUUCUGUCUGCAUCAGAGCUUCUUCUUCAAGGUCCAAACAGCACAUCCUGAUCCUGGUUCUGCUUAUGAAACCUUAAGAGUUCUGGUUCUGCUGCAGACAAGCUAUCCACUUUCAUUUGAUGCUCUUUGGGUCCAGAACCCAUUAAAGGUCCAUGCAGCAGUGAGCUCAGUGUUCUGACCCGUUUGGACCAAAUGAAUCUGAACAACAGAGCCUGAUGUCAGCUGGGAAACAAUAAAAAGUAAAACUACAGAAAAUACCUGACUGAAUCGGGUCUGGUUCCAUCAGAACUUCAGAUACACAACCAUUUCUGCUGAUGACAUCAUCACUGAUGAGUGAUGACAUCAUGAGUGAUGUCACGACCAGAAGCCAGAGGUUGACCGCUGACAGGAUUAGGUUUCACUGAUGUGUUUCUUGGACCCGGUUCUUCGUUCUGAAGGAUUUUGGUUCUGUUUUGUUGAUGUUUGUGGUGGGCGGGGACUCGCUGGGCUCAUCGGAGCAUCUACUGGCUCUGAUUGGUGGCUCUGGUGCCGCGCUGACCUCAUGAGGGACCAGUUGCUCAGUUUUUGGGUUUUUGUUUUUCCUCAGUUCUGUGAGGGUUCUGGAGACAAACUGGACCAACUGUGCUUUGAACUUUCUAUUGGUUCUGCUCUGUGUACAAAUGUUCACCUGCAUGCUUCAUGUAGAGCUCACACCUAAAACCUCUUUGGUUCUGCUGGGUCCGGCUCGCUCUGCAGCUCAGACACUUUCUGCUCGAGGUUCUGACCCGUGUUUUAGCCAACAUGUAUGACCGUUUGGGCUCAAUCAGAACUGGCUGCAUAUUUAAAUUCAUGUAUCAAACUGCACCUGAACUCAUUAAAGCUUUGAAACUAUACACUCAA